Messenger RNA from Rotaria sordida, 324 nucleotides. NCBI's taxonomy places the organism in Eukaryota, Metazoa, Rotifera, Eurotatoria, Philodinida, Philodinidae. The record is from the annotation of a GenBank genome assembly.
AUGAAUCAAUGGCAUUUAUGUAUUUACCUUUUUUUUCUUCUAUCAACUUUUAAAUCAAGUACAGUCCAUUCAAUUCAAUGUUGUUCAGGUGAUAGUUCAUGUACAGCAGAUCUUGUUGAUUGUCCUGCAAAUGUUUGUUUUAAAUUAGUGUUUGAAAAAGUAACAGAAUACCGUGGAUGUAUGACUGAUCUCUAUAAAAUGCUCGAAUAUCCCAAUGUAGGCGGUGGAAAUUUUAAUGAUGAUGGUGGAUCAUCGAAUGAUCAAUGUCAAAAAAUUAAUACACUUGGAUCUGGAAUGUCUUUAUAAACUCGAACUUUACUUUAA